Molecule: messenger RNA, 16820 nt
Organism: Paramuricea clavata
Lineage: Eukaryota; Metazoa; Cnidaria; Anthozoa; Malacalcyonacea; Plexauridae
Source: the annotation of a GenBank genome assembly
UACGUACUGCCUUGUGAUGCAGUACAAGUAUAAAUACAAAUGACAAAGCAUUUGUAAAUCCUAAAACAUAAUUAAAUCAUACGGCACAUUUAAGAUUUUAAUAUCGUAUUUCAGCCGCGUUUAUACUGUUUGGCGCAUUCGCUGCGUUAUAUUCAUUUACAUGUAUAUACACAGAAAGCAUGUCAUUGUCCUUGCAGACCAUAGGCAAAAAGCAUUUGUCAACCAUGCACAUACCAAAUUUAAGCAAUCGUUAAAUCAUAUACAUGUUAUGGAAAGAUUAUGGAAAUAAUGUUGAAUGAAAGCUAGCAUCGCGUAUAAUAUUAUAAAAGCACCGCAUAUAGUGCUCGAACCACUGCGUAUAAUUGCAAAAGCAUCGCGUAUAUAAAUGGUGAAAGCACCGCGUAUAAUGGCGAAAGCACCGUGUAUAAUGCCAAAAGCACCGCCAUUAUACGGCGGUGCUUUUGGCAUUAUACACGGUGCUUUCGCCAUUAUACGCGGUGCUUUAAUUCACCAUUUAUAUACGCGAUGCUUUUGCAAUUAUACGCAGUGGUUCGAGCACUAUAUGCGGUGCUUUUAUAAUAUUAUACGCGAUGCUAGCUUUCAUUCAACAUUAUUUCCAUAGUCUUUCCAUGACAUGUAUAUGAUUUAACCCAACAAAAUGCCGUUUGAUCACUUUAAGCCAGCUAUGGCUUUCCAUAAAAGAAGACCAAAGAUGAAACAUGAUCACAUUGCCUGUUUGCCUUAUGCCUGACCGCGCUGCACCACGGUUAAAUUCACUGGUACCGUCAUGCAAUGCGCCAAAUAGAAAAUUUUGAUUUCGACCCACAAAACAAAAUUAGGAUCUGCUGCCUUGCUCGCUCGCUUCAGGCUCGCUCGCUACGGCAGCAAUUAGCAUUUCCGGCGUCUCUCCUUUCAUACCCUGCGAAUUUUUCGGCAUGCGGCAAAAUUUCCGCUUUAUUAUACUUCAUAUUCUUCAUAUCAACAGUUUGAGAAAAUAUUUUAAUCAUUUUUAAAAACAAAAUUGUUGCUUAUUUCGAUUUAUAAUGAUAUUUGUGUGUAUUUUAUGAUUUUCGCCCACAGCCGAAGGCUUUAAGAGUUUAAGGCCAAGUAAAAAAAAAUUAGUAGUUUCUCGUCCCCGCCCGCAUCCUUUUUCCCUUCCGCAUGGAUUUUUUAUUUUAUUUUUUUUUAUAUUCGAGCCUUUCAAAGAAUUUCCACUUACAUAUUUCGGCCAUUUUGCUCCUUUCGGCCAUUUUCCUCCAUCGUUUGCCUUCGGAACUUUUCGUUAACUCUCGCUUGCUGUUCGGUACUUCGACCCGCCAUACGCCCCGCUGUCUUACAGCUUACCGGGUAAACUUUUAAGAGCAAUAUUUGAAGGUUUAACAAAAAAAACGCCCGCGUUCUCAUUUUUUUUCAAAAUUUGGACGAGAAACUACUAAUUUUUUUUUACUUGGCCUAAACGAGUUAACCGGUAUUAUAAAAAUACCGGUUUUUCUCCGGUCUUUUGUGUGGAAAAUGUGAAAAUAUGACAACGUAGCGAUGGUGUUUAUCCAGAAGCGAAACUCCGGCUUUAAUGUCAAUAUACAGAUUAUUCCGUGAAAAAUCAAGAGAAUUAUGGAACGAAAGUUUAUUUUAUAAUUUGACAUUAAUAUGAUUUAAGAAAACAAGAGGUCAAAAAACGUCAGAUGUUAUUGAUUCGCAUGGAAAAAUAUGAACUGUGCCUUGUGGCUCGAAGACAUUGCGCAAGCAGCAUACACGUUUAAAAAUUGAGGUACUCAGUAAACAUACGCAUUUGGAUACAAAAUAAUUACGCAAAUACAUCUGCUCUGUUCUAGAACGCCUAGAACAUUUGGAACACUGUUCUGCUCUGACUGUUCUGGAACGAUAUGAAGAGUGCACACGGUGUUCUGGAACAAUGUUUAAUUUAUUGUAUAUAUGCGUGCAACCAUGCAUUACUAUAUCAUUAGUUAUUCGCAUAAUAAAUCGUAUAAUGAUAAAUAUUCCAGGUUUUAUGUAGAUCGGCGGUCGGACAGCGAUCAUUUGAACACCGAGCAGUAGUCUGUAUCUCUCUAGAAUUCUCUAUACCUAGUAGUAUUACUGAACAUGAUAAUUGUAAAAACUUUAAUUUAAAAUAAUAUAAUUUUUUAUAACUACUUGCUUGAACUGUUAAAGUGCACCUAACCUCAAUUAUUUUAACAUCUCAUUCCUAAGAAUCUUUGAAAUGAUAUUAUAACUUAUUUUGAAGAUUUUCGUUUGCGGUUUGCACACUUUGUCUUUGAGUUAUUUCAGUUUUAUUGACAUGCAAAUGUACGGAAUUUACGUCACAUAUAACUAAUGACUGAUCAAAGAAUGUAAUAAGGUAGAGUUAAAUAUCAUGAAAAUGAUGAAAUAAAAAGGCUACUGAAAUGGUGUUUUACAUAGGUAUGUAAUCCUCCCACAACUCCAAACUUCAUUUUAAUGAAUUAAACUCGAUAGUGAAUACGACUGAUACAAGCUUUUACUUCAGGGGCCGGUUGUAUAAAAACGUAGUUAGCGCUAACUGCAGUUAAAAAGUAGUUAACUCUUUUUCGUUCGCUGCUGAAAUAACCAGGGGCCGUUGUAUAAAACUCUUAAUCACUUUUUUAAUCACUAUUUUGUAGUUAAAUAGUGAUUAACUCUCAAAUACGCGCUUUUUAUUGGAUGACGUUUCCACUAACUAUAGUUAACUUUAAUCACUUUUUUAUACAAUCGGCCCCAGAGCUUUUACUUUAAAUCAUUAGCUAUGCAUUUGUGACGUAAAUUCAGGAUAUUUGCUUGCCAAACAAACUGAAAUAUCUCAGAAACAAAGUGAGCAAACAAAAAUGUUCAAAAUAAGUUAUUAUAUCAUUUCAGAAGUUCUUAAAGAAUGAGGUUAUAAAAAUAGUUGAGGCUAGGUGCACUUUAACGAAAAAUGAAUUUUAUCUUAUACCAUCGAUUUUAUAGACUGUAAAUUAAAUACAUAAUAGAAUAAUUUAGACAUAAUUGUACAUGUAAAUUAAUCUGAAAAACCAAUGUUUGGCGAUUUAAUUUAACAUAUAUGCUAUCGGCAAUGAUUUGCUGUUAUUUGUAUAUCUAAGUAUGUUUUUGUAACGUUUUUACUCGUUGAUUCAAAUAACAUAUAAUAAGUGUGUGUCAAUAUAUAGCGGUUAUAACCCUUAAAAAUAACACUCUAUGAAGUGUGUAUUGGAUACACAAAAUAUGUCGCCUCCAUUUCCAAUCACGUGAAAAUGGGCAGUGUCACGUAUUUCUGUUCUAGCUGCCCCUACUUUGAAGUUGGGGCAGCCAAAACAGUUCCGAACAGUCAUGUGAACGUGUCAUAAAUGCCAUAAAGUGACUAAAAUCCGGAGUACACGAACAGUAAAUGGAGCCGGAGCCCCCGUUUAUUGCUUUCUUUAAGCCUACCUCGCUUGUUAGAGGUUAGGGGCGGGGUUGGGGUGGGAGACAGGGAUCAACACUGAUACAUUAUAAUAAGGGUCACACGAAAUAUAUACCGUGUUCAGCACUUUUUUCCGCUGGAUUGUGUGUUCAGCUCCCUUUGCGGACUCAUUUUAUCCGUAUAUGGAACUCGUGACCAUAUUUGGCGGGAUGACGUUCUGAGAGGUUACUCUACUUCAUCCAUUUUUUGAUUUGGUUCUAAAGUCCCCUGUUGCUCUUGUAUGUCCACGGCUGUUUCGUCUUCGGCAUUAUUCUCAUUGGCCAAUGUAGUGUCCUUAGAUACAGUAUCGUAUUACAUCUUAAACUAAUUACCUUAUGCUUGUAUAUAAUAGUUAUUUCUUAAUAUCACAUUACAUUAUUAUUGCACACAAGUGCGUGCGUGUGUUCGAUUCGAGGUUAUAAUAUAAACACAACAUCUGGCGACGAGGAUACUUAAACAAAAAACGAAGUUUACGAAUCCAUCGCUUCUGUACUGCGUACACCACUUCUAUAAUCCAGAUAUCUACUGAACAGUCCUUCGACGCAAGGAAAUCACGCCAAAUUCCACGACAGACAUUGCGAAUUUGCGGUCAAUAUCAAGCACGAAUCAACAGCGCCGCGCCACAACAUUCAGUCCGUAUGGCUACAUCACUACCCGUUUUUCCACCGUUUGACGUUCACCUUGACCCUAAUGCUGGUCCACGUUGGACCAAAUGGCUUACUCGCUUUGAACGCUUAAUUGUUGGCAUGAAUAUAACUGAUGCUACCCAGAAACGAGCGUUGUUAUUACACUACGCUGGCCCAGAUGUUGACGAUAUUUUUGAAACACUACCCGACACGGGUGAAGACAAAGAUUAUAAAAAAGCUGUAGAAUGUUUAAACACGUAUUUCGUUCCGAAAGUCAACAUGGUCUACGAGGAAUAUCAAUUUCGUCAGGCAAAACUGACAGCGCUCGAAUGAAAACCUAGCUUCGUAUCAUACCCGGCUUAGACAGCUUGCUAAACACUGCGGUUUUGCUGACGUUGACAAAGAAAUUCGCACACAAAUUGUCUUCAGCUGUACCUCUCACAAGCUUAGACUACGUGCCCUUCGCGAGGACCUCAGUCUUACAGCCCUUCUCGAAGCCGGUCGUGUAGCUGAGAUCACUGAUCGACAAGCCAGAGACAUUCAACCUACCAAUACUGACCAAAGCGUCAAUGCCCUUCCCUCACGUAACAAACCAUAUCCUGUCCACCCGGAUCCGAAUGCUCCGCCCCACACUCCCAACAAUCAACGACCACACACUCAUUCUCUCUGUCGAAAUUGCGGCGGACCGUUUCCUCAUGCUAUUUCCUGCCCUGCCAACGGGAAAACGUGUCGUUCUUGUGGCAAAAAUGGACAUUUUGCCAAAGUUUGUCGCUCCAGACCCCAGCAACGCCCUCGUUUUGUCCAACAAAUAGCUGAUGAUCCUGAGCAAGACCCUGCCUAUACCGUUGUUAUCCACUCCGAGCCGCAAGUCCUCAACACCUUUUCGCCAUCCAGUGCGCCCCUCCGCCCCUCUCCAUCUUGCAUCGUUAACAUUGGUGGCCAGCCCAUCUUUGUCCUUGUCGAUUCCGGUGCUUCUGCAAACCUCCUUGAUGAAGCGACCUACAAUUCCAUCACCCAUAACACGCGACUCUCUGCCAUGUUAAACCCUCCCACCACCAAAAUAUACUCCUACGGCUCCACCACUCCUUUACCUUUACUCGGAAGUUGGUCCACCUCUGUUCGUCAUAAGUCCACAACUGUUAAUGCUACGUUCCACGUCACAAAAGGCAACAGUGGCAAUCUUCUCAGUUGCACUACCGCCCAACAACUCAACCUAUUAACCCUUAACGUUAAUUCCACCAUGUCUGCUCAAACCAUCCUCCAUGCCUUCCCUCAUCUGUUUGACGGCAUUGGCCAGGUUAAAGGGAAAGAAAUCAAGCUCCAUAUCUCAAACACUGUAACCCCAAAGCAACAGCCACAACGCCGCAUUCCUUUCCACGUACGCAAAGACGUUGAGCAAGAACUGAAACGCCUCGAACAGCUCGACAUCAUUGAAGCCGUUGACGGGCCAACGCCAUGGGUAAGUCCCAUUGUGGUGGUACCCAAGAAAUCAGGUGAAAUACGUAUAUGUGUUGACAUGCGUGAAGCCAACAAGGCAAUCGGAAGAGAAAAGCACCUCAUGCCAACCUUAGAUGACCUCAUCGCCGACUUGAACGGAGCGUCCGUUUUUAGCACCCUUGAUCUUGCUUCCGGUUACCACCAGCUAACCCUAGCCCCAGAAAGUCGUCACAUCACCACCUUCAGCACCCACGUUGGGCUACGUCGAUACAAGCGCCUGAUGUUUGGUAUCAACGCUGCAUCCGAGAUAUUCCAGAACGCCAUCGCUGAACUGCUUGCUGGACUACCCGGAUGCAAGAAUAUCUCUGAUGAUAUUAUUGUGUACGGAAAAGACCAACUCGAACAUGAUCUUAACCUCCAAGCUGUCCUUCAACGCCUCUCAGAUUACAACGUGCGCUUAAACAAGGACAAAUGCCACUUUUCUCAGUCCCAAGUGUGUUUCUAUGGUCAUAUCUUCAGCGCUAAAGGAGUCCAAGCCGAUCCUGCGAAAAUCGACUCCAUCCAACAAGCCCGCGCUCCUCAAAACGUCAGCGAAGUUAAGUCUCUGCUUGGUUUGUCCCAAUACGUCUCUCGAUUCAUCUCCGACUACUCUACUAUCACUGCUCCACUACGUGCUCUCACUCGAACUGACGCCGAGUGGAAAUGGACGACCGACGAACAAACGUCCCUCAACAACCUGAAAGCAGCGCUAACGGGACAGAACGUAAUGUCCUACUUUGAUCAAAACAAGCCAACUGAAAUCAUCGUCGAUGUCAACCCUGUCGGUCUCGCUGCCCUUCUCGUUCAAGAUGGAAAAGUCAUCAGCUACGCCAGUCGCGCUUUAUCUGACGUCGAAAGUCGUUACUCGCAGACGGAACGCGAAAUGUUAGCCGUCGUUUGGGGAGUUGAACACUUUCAUCUUUACGUCUACGGCUCACAUUUUCAGAUCAUCACGGAUCAUAAACCUCUUCUCGGCAUCUUCAAGACCCAGAAACCUGCAACACCGCGCAUGGAUCGAUGGAAACUCCGCCUCAUGCCUUAUAAUUGCCAGUUACAAUAUCGCCCUGGGAAAGACAACCCCGCUGACUUCAUGAGCCGCCAUCCCAAACCAGUAAAUUUCAUAAACGAAACUGAGAACUUAGCUGAACUUUACGCAAAUUAUGUUUGCUCGAAUGCCAUUCCCAAAGCCAUGACUCGUGAAGAAGUCAAACUUGAAACCAAGCUGGACCCUCUCCUCCAAAAAGUAGCCACCGCGAUUUCCCUCAACAACUGGACCGAUCCAACUGUCGAACGCUACCGCCGUUUCCAAGACGAAUUGAUGGUCUGUGACGAAGUUAUCCUCCGUGGAAACCGUAUUGUUCUCCCACAGUCCCUGCACAAUCGAGCCAUCGAGUUAGCCCACCUUGGCCAUCAAGGCAUUGUUAAAACAAAGCAACUCCUACGCGAAAAAGUCUGGUUUCCAGACAUUGACAAAAUGGUUGAAGCCAACGUCAAGAUGUGUUUGCCCUGUCAAGCCUCUACCCCAGGAACGUCUUCACCUCCAGAACCACUGAAACCCUCCCCGCUCCCAGAGAAAGCGUGGACCAAUGUAGCAGUUGAUUUCGUUGGACCAUUCCCCACAGGCGAAUACCUGAUAGUCGUGAUUGAUGAAUACAGUCGAUACCCCGAAGUCGAAAUUCUCACCACAACAUCCGCGAAAGCCGCAAUUCCAAAGCUUGAUGCCAUAUUCUCCAGACAAGGCAUCCCUGAGAUUCUCAAGUCAGAUAAUGGCCCUCCAUUUAAUGGUGAAGAGUUUGAGAACUUUGCUAACCACCUCGGUUUUAAGCACCGCAAGAUAACCCCAUACUGGCCAAGAGCCAACGGCGAAGCUGAACGCUUCAUGAAAACUAUCGAGAAAGCAAUUCGAGCUGCCACUGUUGAAGGUCGGAACUGGAAACAAGCCAUGUAUACCUUCCUUUGCCAGUAUCGUGCCACACCACAUAUCACCAUCUCCGUAUCCCCCAGCGAAGCACUAAAUAACCGAAAGCUAAAAACUCACCUUCCAGAUUCCCCAUCAACCACAAGCAACUCCGAGAAAGAUGAGGAGAUACGUAGUCGAGACGAAAAGAACAAAUCAACCAUGAAAUCAUACAGCGACAAACGAAAUCGUGCCAAGCCAAACAACAUCACCCUCGGCGACACUGUCCUCCUACGACGACCGAAAUUGAAUAAACUGUCCACACCAUUUGACCCUGAGCCCUUCCACGUUGUAGCAGUUAAGAACUCGAUGAUCACCGCAAGAAACAGGCUCAGAACAGUAACGCGCAAUUCCUCCUUCUUUAAGAAAAUACCUCAUCUCCCUGUUCAUCUCGAAACCUCCGACGACGAAGACCACCCACCUGAAACAAACACCCAACCUUCACAACCGCCUUCGCCACCACUGAGGAGAUCCUCUCGACAACCAAGACAGCCGGAACGCUAUGGUUAUGCGAACGCAACAAUAUAUACAUUUUGAAACGUAGCACAAUUUUAGUUUAUUGACAACUACGAACUGAUAAUCGUUAAAGGUGAUCUACAGUCCGAUCUGCGCAUGUGCACAAAUGAGCCCACUUUUUAUGAUACAAACAGUUUAACUAUGUUUUGAGUUCUUGAAAAGCCUAGUUGUUGUUUCUUGAUCAUUUAUUACACUCUAGAAGCUUGAAAAUAUAAAUAGUUGUCGAAUAAAGCUCAAUAUUUUGGACACAAAAAUGUAAACAAAGGCUUUGUUUACAUACGGACUGUAGAUCACCUUUAACUAACAUUUUUAGAUUUAAAAGAAAAAACAUUUUAUAAAGAAGGGGAGGGAUGUAGUGUCCUUAGAUACAGUAUCGUAUUACAUCUUAAACUAAUUACCUUAUGCUUGUAUAUAAUAGUUAUUUCUUAAUAUCACAUUACAUUAUUAUUGCACACAAGUGCGUGCGUGUGUUCGAUUCGAGGUUAUAAUAUAAACACAACAGCCAAGGCUGGAAUAUCUGAAACUGGUGGCGAGAUCUUGAGUGUCAGUUAUGUUCUGCGGCAAGUAACUGAUCGAUGUGUCUCUUCCAGUUAAGGUCCGGUUCGAGCACGCACAAUCCUUGAAUCCACUUUUCCUUCCCUCUGUAAUUUCACGUACAUUACCAGACAUAGCACCUUUGGGUUUGGCUUGGCUGACUUGUUUGCCUAUAACUUUGCUAUAAUAUGCUUCUGAAUAUCCGGUUUGAUCAAGUCUAACCGUGUGUGUAAAUUUCGUCCCAUGAACAGAGUUGCUGAUGUUUCACCAGUAGUGCAGUGUGGUGUGUUUCUAUAUUUCAUUAAGAAUUUCGAUAGUUUGGUCUGCGUGAAGUCUGGGUCUUCCUUCAUUGAAGUCUGAGAUUGUUUUAUGGUUUGAAUGAACCUUUCUGCUAAGCCGUUAGUAGCUGGAUGAUAUGGUGCUGAAGUUAUGUGUCAGUUUAAAACCGUUUUUCUUUAGAAACAGCUGGAAUUCUUCUGCAGUGAAUUGAGGUCGUUAUGCUAACCAGUUGUUCUGGUAACCCAUUUCGAGCAAACACUGUUCACAGAGCUUCGACAGUUUUAGAGGUGUUUUAGAGCGCAUACAUGAUUGUUACCUCUGGCCAUUUCGAAUAAGCGUCCACGACCACUAAAAACAUCAUUCCCAGAAAUGGUCCUACAAAAUCAACAUGAAUGCGUUGCUGGGGGGGUAGAUGGCCACUCCCAUGGGUGUGAUGGCCACUCCCAUUUGGGUGCAUGUUGAACCCGCUAGCAAACACUGCAUUCUUUUGCUAGCCUUCAGCGGCGGCGGAACAGAUUUCAUUCUGGGGGGUCUAAAUUUUUUCGGCGACCUCCCCCCCCCCCGCGUCGCUUUUUUUCGGACUUAUAUCUAAAAAUUUUUUCCGAAAUAGACUUUUUUUAAACAAAAUAUUGCAAAUUUGUCCCGUCAUACCUAAAUUUUCAAAACAUAACCUCCAUUUUUCCAUAAUUAUCAAACUUUUUUCCAAAAAUUCAAAUUUUCUGGGGGGGCUAAGCCCCCCCACUUUUACUUCUGGGGGGGCUUUAGCCCCCCUAGCCCCCCUGUUCCGCCGCCCCUGCUAGCCUUUCAAUCUUCAGAUCAAUUCCUGGCCACCAGACGUACGUCUUGCCAGAGCUUUCAUUCUGAGCAAACCAACAUGACUUUCAUGUAAUACUUGUAAUACUUUGCUUCUUAACUUUGUGGGAAUGACAACUCUGCUCCCCCACAUAAUACAUCCUUGGUGCAUAGUUAGUUCGUUUCUUCAAGAAUAAAACGGUUGCAGGUUUGAAUCUUUAUUUUCAUGCCAGCCUUUCAUGACAUGCUCAUACACUUGGCCGAGGGUAGAAUCUGGGUGGGUUCCUUUGCGUACAUGCUGGCAAGUGACAUGCAAUAUGUUGAACUGUGACACAUGAAAUGCCUCAGCCGGGUCAACAGACUGAAUUUCUUCAGUUGUUGCUCGAGGUAGACGGGACAAUCCAUCUGCAUUACAAUGCUGUGUUGAACUACAGUGUUCAAUCUCGUAGUAAAACCCUGAAAGAAAUAGUACAUAUUGUUGGAGUCAAGCAGCAGUUGUUGCUGGUUGCCUUGGUUGGACUGAAAAUUACUGUCAAUGGUUUAUGAUCUGUUCGCAGGGUGAAAUGUCGUGCAAAUAUGUAAGUAUGGAAUUUCUUCACACCCUAUACUAAAGCCAAUGCUUCUUUAUCUAGCUGAGAAUAAUGUUUUUCAGUUUUUUCCCUGACCUUGAAGCAUAAGCUAUAGGUCUUUCAGUAUUAUCACCCAUGACUUGUGUUAAAACUGCCCCAUCCCAUACAGAGAAGCAUCGCAUUCUAACUUGAUUGGGCGUUGAGGGUCAUAAUGUGCAAGAACUUACUUCCUCAGAUGCAAUUAACUCCUUUGCUUUCAGAAAAGUAAGCUGGCAUUCCGAGGUCCAUUUUCACCAUCUUUUUCGAUCAACUCAGGUCUAGUGGUUGAAGUAAGGUAGAAUGGUUUGGAAGGAAAUUGUGCAUGGCAAUAAUUAAUAAAACGAACAAAGGAACGAAAUUGGGAAACAUUCUCAGGACGUGGUGCAUUUAUCACAGAUCAACGCUCAUAUAUCCCGUUCCCCUUUGCGCGGCUAUAAUAUACCAUAGCAUCCACUUUCUGUUGGGACUUUUUAGACCCAGCUUGCUGACCUCAUGACCUCAAUUCGUUCUUUGAAGAACUCACACUCACUGCUGUUGGACCAUGUUUACUAAGUCGGCUGAGAACUUCUACUAGGUCGUCAAGAUGCUCUUGGUCGGUUGGAACAGAAAUGAUCGUCAUCAAGGAAAAAUUGCACAUGGGGAAUCCCUUCCAAUAUCUGAUCCAUAGUUUGUUGCCAGAUUGCGGAGGAAGAUGCUACACCAAUACAAGCCGAUUGUAGUAGAAACUACCUUUGUGGGUAUUAAUUUUUAGUAAUUUCCUUGAUUCUUCUUCCACUUCCAUCUGUAAAUAUGCCUGUCGCAGAUCAAUCUUGCUGAAUUUUUGUCCACCUCCAAGGAAGGCAAAAAUAUCAUCAAUCCUUGGGACGGGAUUGACGGUUUGCUUGAAUUCACUGCACAGUCGAACAUUGCCAUUCUUCUUUAUCACGGGAACCGGGGUUGACCAUUCACUCCAAUCAAAUUUGGUCAAGAUGCCGUCAUCAGUUUGCAACUUGGUCAAAUCAGCCUCAACGUUUGGUCGCAGAACAUAUGACACUUGUCUUGUUUUGUUUUAAGAACUUUGGUUGGCUGGUUUCCUUCAGGUUCAGCUUUGCUUUGGUGGUCUUUAGCAGACCGAUAUCUUCUUCGAAAACAUCAUUAUACUUAUUGAGGAUCUCUUGUAAUCGGGUUGAUUCAUUGCUUUCCAAUCUACAGUAGUGUGAUUUUUUCUAGCCAGUCUCGACCAAAAAUAAGGGCAGGUACCUUUGUUUCGGCCACAUAUAAACUUAGCUUCUGCAUUUCUUCUUUAUACUUAACUUGGACAUUCAAGACUUCUACGGGUUGGAUUCUCUUCCCAGUAUAGGUUUUGAGGACAGUGGUUGUUUGGUGAAGUUUGCUUGGCUUAAACGUCGUGGUAUAUUUACUAAGUGGAAGCACAAUUAGGGCAGAGCCAGUGUCUAAUUCCAUUUGCAGGGAUUCUCCUUCCACUUCAAGAGUUAUCCAGAUUAUAUUAGUGUCGGCUUUGGAAAACCUUGUGCAGUUCUAGGGAUGCCAAGGUGCCCUCGCUAUCAAUAUCCCUUUCGCUUUUAUAUAAUGUUCACAGGAGGUACUGCCUUGGUUUCCCCCCUCAACUCAACUGAAUCUUUCAUGGCCGUUUCCAAAGCUGGUUUCGACAAGUAAGUGUUUCUGAAUAGAUUCAUUAUAUAGUCCACAAACAAAUUCUGUCUCUUAACGAGUCAUUUAACGCUGUACCAAACUCACAAUGUUCGGAUAACUCCUUAAUUUCAGCCACAUAAGUAUUAAUAUUUUUGUCUCUUUUUUGAUCCCGCUUAUGAUAUCUCAAUCGUUCUGCGAUCAAUAGGGACUUGGGCGACAAAUGUCCCUGUAAGAUUUCCACUAUUUCAUUUUGAUUAAAUGAUUUGGUCGAAGGUUUGUCACGAGAAGUCAGUGUUCGUAAUAAACUAUAUGUCUUACCUCCGAUUUCUAUCAUUCCUCGUGGCGAUGACCCCCAAAGCAUCAUGGAUCAUACACCACACUAUCUAAAGACGGGCUGGAACCAUCACCUACCUUUAUACACUGUCGGAUCGAUUACUUUGGGCCUUGGCUUAUUAAAGAUGGACGACGCGAACACAAACGGUAUGGUGUUUUAUUCAUUAAUGCGUUACGUCUUUCCUGGCGAGACGCGGUACCAUAAGAGUGCUACGAUCCGAUCAAGAUACAAACCUCGUAGGAGCUCUUAACGAACUUACAGAAGCCUUGAAGGAAAUGAAUAGAGAGACGUGCGAGAUUUCCUGCUAAAAAACCAAUGCGCCUGGAUGAAUUCCAAACAAACGUUCCAGCUGCUAGUCAUAUCACUCAUAUGGGAGGAUCGUGGGAACGUCAGAUAAGAACCGUUCGUAACAUUCUCGACGCCCUACUAAAUCAGUCUGGAACAACUGAACGAGGCGUCACUGCGCACCUUCGUGUAUGAAACGGAAGCGAUAGUUAAGAGCCGACCAUUGACCAUCAAGUCAACAACCUAACCUCACCCAAACCACUCGUUUACGAUGAUGUCUUGUGUUCUCUUACCACCGCCUGCGGAAUUUCAGAAGGAAGACAUGUACAGUACCUAGUGAAACGCUGGCGAAGAGUGCAAUAUCUGGUAAACCAGUUCUGAUCGCGCUGGUGAAAGAAAUUCCUGUUUUCACUGCAGUAGAGGCAGAACCUCGGCGGAAUAUGCCAACCAGGAAAUAUCGUGUUAUCGGAAGGUAACGUGCCAAGAAAUUGUUGGCGUAUGGCUCGCAUAGAAGAGGCUUAUACUAAUGAGGACGGAAUUGUGCGAAAGGUGAAGCUUGUUAUAAACCGUCCUUCACUGCAUCGAAAGGGAGAGCGUGUUCGUGUCAAAAGCGUGUUGGAACGACCAAUCCAGAAGUUGGUGUUAGUCUUGAAAUUGGAUGGUGAUCAAAAUGAAGAUAAACGAUUCCCGACGGAGAGCCUAACUGGACGAUAUGUUUUAAGAAAAGCUUUAGCACUUUAAGUUUAUACAUUGUAAAUUAUAAUUGUUUGAUUGAACCAAUUUAAGGGAGCCAUGUAACUGUAGGCUCACUUCAGAAUUUAGAACCCAGGCUUUGCACGAACAGUUUUUGGCUCGGCCGCCCGAGCUUGGGCCUGGGGACGAGGAUGCUCAUCUAUGCGAACGUUCGUAUAGUUUACAGCCAUUAACAUUCAGAGACUUGCGAUUUUUUAUAUUUUAUUUCCUAUUUACGUGUAUUUAAAGUAAACGUAAUUCGUUUUACGUCAAGUAAUUCAGGUUUAAUAUACUCAAUGAAACGUUGCGUAAUAACACACGUUGAUUCGGCGAACGUCCGUAGUUAUAGUCGGUGAUCCCGAGCAGUUUUGCGAUUCUUAUUAGAAAAACUAAUUUCUAAUCGGACUUUCUUUGUUUUUUAAACAUACAGGAAAUGUUGAAAAAUUGGGUAAAAAUCGAGAUCUUCCAUUUUCUAGUAAACUGUAGGAAGGCCGAAGCCAACUUAAUAUGAUCUUACGAUAUAUUAGUAUUACAAUGUAUUCUAAACUCCCACAGGUAUUGACGUUAGAGUGAUUUGUAAAUGGUCACUUUUUUGAGACACCCUGUACAUGAAAUACAGUCAGUGUGCAACGGGAAAGGUAAAGUAAGAAAGGUUGAUAGGAGAGUCUAGCCGGAUACAAUUAUCUUUCAUUCUCAUGUACGCUCAGUUAUUUAGAAACACCUCCCUUAAUUGUGCGAUUGUGACACCGGCGGACAAAAGUUUGUUCAAUUCUUCGUCAAACUGCACGGAGAAUUGCAAAUAUCUUGUCGUCUUGCUGGAGGAUUUCAGCAAGAGGGAAUACCCUGCAUGGGCACGAGUUUGGGAUUUCAGCAGACCGAGCAUCGUGAUCGUAACUCGAGAACGGCUGCCAAACUAAACUAGCACCAACUCGCUAUAUGGCGUAGUUGCCUUUUCUCAACAAACGGUGAAUACGAUCGACCGAUAUGAGUCCUGCUCUUGACGUUCGGGUGUUUGGUUUGAUUUCCUUAGUAAUUCGAACAGGCGACGAAGAGUAAUUCGAAGCGGCGACGAUAACAAGACAACUGCAUGGCAAUUGAGGGAAAUACAACUAUACCUGAAAAUAUAAGCAAAACUAGUUUAUACACAGUGUAAGUCAUAUAUUUUGGUGGAGGUAAAAAUUUCAUUGAAUAAUAUCUACUGAAUUCUGCAAAAUACCCCCCCCCCCCACCUCCCUCCCUCCCAACCGUGUCCUGUAUUUACAUUGUAUUUACAUAGACCACAGGGGCCUAGGCUCUAUUUGCCCGCGCCCCAAAUAGAGCCUCAUGGGCCUGUUGUGCAUUAACCUAACUUGUGCAUAGACUGGUACUUUUAAACUUCCAGAAAGUACGAUAUUUGUCACCGAGGACACUUCCAGAAAGUACGAUAUUUGUCAUCUAAUUAAUUAAUGUUAUAAUUCGUUGUUGAAACUUAUUAUAGUUCAAUGCCAAUGAGGAGUAUAUAUGAACUGCUGCCUGUACGGAGCUCGAGAAUUGGAGGUACUAGAAAUAAACAAUUCUGUCGUCUCCAACGUAUCUCCACGAACAAUGAUUGAACCCUUGUGGCUUGUCUUGAACUGAAUCCUCCAAAAUGCAAUGAAAUUUCUUUCAAGCUAGGUUCUGUUUGUUUGAAAUUGGCAGUUUAAAAUGACACUAAAAACCUAAUAUAAAAUAUAAAAAAAAUUAAAUGUCUUGUCGGGCGGUACUUUAUACUAUAUAACGAAAUAUAAAAACAUUUUCACAAGGCUCUUAAAAUACAGUCGGGCGGUGAUGACUGAUGGAGUGAUGAGAAUCAAGGAAUUUAUCGGUUUAUGUGGCCUUAACACUCUGACUUUAUAUAUACAGUAGUUAUAGCGCUUGGCGGCAUGCUAAAGACGCCAUAGCUAGACCAUGAAAACAAGCUUUCGUUGGUAGGGAUGCAACUACCUGAAAUAUAAGGAGAAUUUCGACGUUUAGAGCGAAGGCCCUUCGUAACUGCAGACGAAGGGCCUUCGCUCGAAACGUCGAAAUUCGCCCUUAUAUUUGUCAGGUAGCUGCAUCCCUACCAACGGAAGCUUGUUAAUAUUAUUGGCACUACCUAGUACCUGGCACAUAAAGUUCUAGACCAUAAAAGAUCUUUAUUUCAUGCUGAUAUUAUUGGCAUUCCGGAAGCUUCCUAUGCCCACAGAAUAAAUUCAAAUCUAUCACCUUAUCUGUCAUUCUUAGUCUAAUUUCACGUUCAAACAUUGUUGACGUCACGUGUGUGGCUGGGCAAAUCGCCGUGACGAAGAGCCCACGCCAUAACAUAUCGAAGAGCGAACGUACAAGUCUGGGCUAAAUAAUAGCGAAUAAACUAAGGUCCUUCGCUCAAUAAACAACGCUACACAACCGGCAGUACUUUGGACAAACAGUGCUUUACGAAGCAAGAGUAUUUUUGAUGUUUUCUAACGAGGUAAGACAAAGAAAUGAUCGAUACAAUUUCGUUUCCAACAAUGAUUCAAUUAACCGAGAAUUCCUCAUAGUCAUGUAUGUAAGUUUCAUAGUUACACAAUGUCAUUGUAUUUUAGUAUUCUGCUAUCAUUUCCAAAUAUUCUAAACACAUACUAUAAUGCGAUAUUAGCAUGAAUUCUGUAUGCCGGGAAUGUACAAAUGAGGACACACAAUUCAGUAAUGCGAAUAUCAGGCAUGCCAGUUGCUAGACAUCAAAGCGGGGAUCGGAAUAUUACGGUGUUAUUCAGUUUCACUGUACGCAAAUCGUGUUAAAAGCACGUACUCUAUGAUCGCUAAUCAGUAACGAAUUUGAUGUCCGCUGAUAAAAAUAUGUAUAAAUCGAUCGAGAACGAACGCAAUUCUGUAGUUCAGCGUAUUUAAAAGUGUAGUUACGAAUUGGCGCGCACGUUUUGCUAGUAUUGAUUUUCAUACGUGAUUGCUUCAAUGAAUUGUUCACAUUUCGAUUUUUAUCAGUCGUUCCACGGCACUCGUAAAAAAAGUGAAGACCUAACCUACAUGUAUUAAGAAGUCAAGAACUUUCGAGUGUAUGUCUGAGGGAACUUUUUCUCUCGGCAGAAAUGUACGCAUAUUAAGCAUGACAGUGAGGGGAUAUAAAAUUAUCUUGGCCAACUGAGUCGCGGGAUUAAACAGGAUUUUCCCAGAGAACAAUGAAAUAUUUGCGACUCUAUGGCUACGCGCUGUUUAUAAAGAAUAUCAAAUAUUUUGCAACUUCUUUAUAUCUACGUAGAGAGAGUUUAGAAUAAAACCAGUUUCGAAGAAAACCUCGAAAACUGCAUGCAACUAUGUAGAUAUUAAAUUCGGUCUCACAUGUAAUGCGUAACUAUAAAGCCUUAUUAAACUUUUAUAUGUGGAAUUCACAUACUUUCUUAAUAAAUAGUGUAUUACAUUAUUACUUCACUUUUCAGUAGCCCUAGAAGAAUCUAUUUGUGCUCAGCUAUCAACCUAUUAUAGCCAUGGGAAAUGCCUUUCAAGCGCUUCCUGAUGGGAUGAAAAGAAUUCCAACAAAAUAUCGUGCAGGGAAUAUUUUCCCUGGCAUUUAUAUAUUACGGAAGUGAACGCGUUGUAUUACUUCUUUCAGGCAGUACUAGCGAAU